AUGGUCGCAGCGUCCUCUGCGCUGCGCGGCGCACGCCUCGGGCUGCGUUUGCCGCCAUCGCAGCUGCUCGCGCGUCGAUUCUCCUCCACACCGCGCAUCCCCAACUCCUCGACGCCGCUCAAGGAGGCAUCGACCGCGGCCACCAGCAAGGCACCGGGUCUGGUUCGCCGCGUCGUGCGCAUCACCGGAUACACGGUCGGCUCGAUCGUCUUUGGCCUCACCGCCACCACCGCCAUCAUCCUCGCACACGACGCGCUCACCUAUCGCGAGGCGCACGUCGACAAGGUGCCGCUCCACCCGCUCGCGCUCGCUCCGAACCGAGGCGGGCCCAAGAACCUCCCCAUCGUAUCCGCCUAUCCUGAAGACGAGCAGGAUGAGGUGAGCAAGAACUUGGCCGCCAAGGAGAGGCUCGUCAUCGUCGGUGGUGGAUGGGCCGCCGUGGGCCUGCUCAAGUCGCUCGACCCGGAGCGGUACAACGUGACGCUCAUCUCGCCCAACAACUACUACCUCUUCAACCCGCUCCUGCCUUCGGCCGCCGUAGGCACCGUCGAGCCGCGCUCGCUCAUCGAGCCGCUCCGCAAGCUGCUCGCGCGCGUCCACGGACACUACAUCCAGGGCUUUGCGACGGAUGUGGUGAUGGGCGAGGACAAGCCGGCGUACCAGGGCGGACAGCAGCGUCUGCUCGAAGUCAACGUGAUCAGCGGCGACGACUGGGACGGCGAGAAGCUGUGUGGUGGCGAGCCGACGGCAGAACGCAAGGAGACGCGCGGCAAGAGCGUCUAUGUGCCCUAUGAUCGUCUUAUCGUGGCGGUGGGAAGCGUAACGAGCACCCACGGCGUGCCUGGUCUCGAAAACUGCUUCCACCUCAAAACCAUCAGCGACGCACGCAAGAUCCGCUCGCACAUCCUGGAUAACCUCGAAGUGGCCGCGCUCCCCACCACGACGCCCGAGGAGCGCCAACGCUUGCUCAGCUUCGUCGUGUGCGGCGGCGGCCCCACCGGUGUCGAGACGGCAGCCGAGAUCUCGGACAUGAUCAACGAGGACGUGUUUGAUUACUUCCCCAAGCUGCUGCGGGCCAAGGCCAAGGUGCAUCUGAUCCAGUCGCGCGAGCAUAUCCUCAACACCUACUCGGAAAAGAUCUCCGAGUAUGCAGAGGCCAAGUUUGCGCGCGAUGCGGUGGAUGUCAUUGUGAAUGCGCGCGUCAAGCGCGUCGAGCCCGACCGCGUCGUGUAUACGGUCAAGGACCCGGCGACGGGCAAGGUGGGCGAGAAGGAGGUGGCGUCCGGAUUCACCUUGUGGUCGACGGGCAUUGCCAUGAGCCCCUUUACGCGCAGGGUGACCGAGCUGCUGCCGAACCAGAGCCAUCUCAAGGCGCUGCAGAUCGACAGCCAUCUGCGCGUCAAGGGCGCCCCGCUCGGAAGCAUGUACGCUCUCGGCGAUGCGUCUACGAUCGACACGCGCCUCAUCGACUACCUCUACGACUUUGUCGACCGCUACGACAAGGACCACGACGGCAAGUUGUCCUUCGCCGAGUUCGAGACGUUUGCAAAGGCCAUCAGGCACAAGUUCCCCAUCGCCUCGAAGCACUUUACCAAGCUGCGCGAGAUGUUUGACGAGUACGAUGCCGACAAGGACGGCCAGCUCAACCUCAACGAGAUCGCCAACGUGCUUAUCCAGACGGGCAACAAGAUGACCGCCCUCCCCGCCACUGCGCAGGUGGCCGCUCAGCAGGGGCAUUACCUGGGCAAGAAGCUCAACAAGCUCGCGCGCAGGAGGGACGGAGGCAUGGAUAUGCACCCGCACACUGCCGAGGAGGUGCUCGAUGUCGACGACCAGGUGUACAAGCCGUUCAAGUACACCAACUUUGGCUCGCUCGCCUACAUUGGCAAUGCCGCCGCCUUCGAUGUGCCCCUGCCCGGGGGCAUGGGUAGCUUCGCGGGUGGGCUGAUUGCCAUGUACGCCUGGAGGUCGUUCUAUCUGUCGGAAAGCGUGAGCAUGCGCACGCGCGCGCUGCUGCUCGGCGAUUAUGUCAAGCGCGGCAUCUGGGGCCGAGAUCUGUCGCGCAUCUGA
This is a messenger RNA of Moesziomyces aphidis, 2070 nucleotides long. The record is from the annotation of a GenBank genome assembly. Lineage: Eukaryota; Fungi; Basidiomycota; Ustilaginomycetes; Ustilaginales; Ustilaginaceae.